Molecule: messenger RNA, 4659 nt
Organism: Clupea harengus (Atlantic herring)
Lineage: Eukaryota; Metazoa; Chordata; Actinopteri; Clupeiformes; Clupeidae
Gene: gdf5
Product: growth differentiation factor 5
Cellular component (GO): extracellular region
Molecular function (GO): cytokine activity; growth factor activity
Source: RefSeq, a predicted model, not a curated record
GGGCUGUAAGGCAGUCAGGUUGGGCUUCCCAAUGCAAACUAUUUUCUCGGAUAUCUACAUCGGAAAGCAGAUCCAGAGGCAAACAAUUUGCAUCACUAUGGUACUGAAGAACGGGGCAGAGGAUAAUGGUUUGCACUAUUUAAUUUAUUCCCAAAUACUUAAUUUUACCCCAUAUUUUCUCCUUUCCAAACUUGUUCAUGGUUACUUACUUAAGUCCGAAGAAGACAGUGUGCAUUUCUCCUACGUAAAAAUUCAAAGGAAGUUCAGAGGAUGAAAGUAUUGAAACGUCUCCCUCUUUUAUUGGGGUGCUGGACUCUUUUAUACCUGAACUUCGUCUCAGUGUCUACGGGCCUUACAGGCGAGGCACAGCGCUCAGAAGGGAGACCAGGCACUCACACAGACGCAGACCGAAGCGGGAGUACUGCACUGUUAAUGGUGGGGAGCUAUGGUGCUACGGGUGGAAAGUCUUCCAGUGGAGCAAGGAUCACACGGAUCCGAACUGGACCCCCACUGAUAAAGGGCGAGUCCUCCAAAGCGCAAUCUGUGACAUCAGUGACAAACGCAAAGAGGACCGCUAACUGGGUGGACAGUCGCGCUGUAGCACCUAUCAAUUUGGGACGCAGGGAAGCUGCGCGUUCUUGGGUACCCGGAGAUGGAAGCCGAACUGUCUCCGGUGGCGCAUCUUCCCCCGCGGCACUAAACACUCAUUUGGGAAAGAAUGCCGCCACACAGAGCAAAGGCAGGGCGAGUGCCAGGACAGUACCGGCUGCCGGGCGAACGGGACAGAUGAAGGCUGUGGCUGCACAGAGAGGAUUCUCUCCCUUGGCGCAAAGAAGCUCUAAAGUCUCAGCAAAAACAACUGAAAGGGACCUUCCGAAGCACCCACUGGUGACACCGCAUGAUUAUAUGCUGUCGCUAUAUUGGUCGCUAUCAACAGGGGAAGUGAACUCUAGUGUUUUACAUGAAGCUGGACUGGCCAACACCAUCACCAGUUUUGUUGAUAAAGGACAAGACGACCGUCUCCCCCAGCUGAGGAGACAGAGGUACUCUUUCAACAUCAGCUCAUUGGAAAAAGAGGGUCUGCUCGGUGCUGAGCUCCGCAUUCUCCGCAAGCGUCCGACCGACCCCCGCAAGCACCACGCCUCGGGCAGCCCCGUCAGCCUGAGGCUCUACACCUGUGCCGCAGGUAAGCAGAAGGCCUCCCUGCUCCAGGCGCGCGCCAUAGAGGACCACAGCAUCUCCAAAUGGGAGGUGUUUGACAUCUGGAAACUGUUCAAGAGCUUCAGGAACAUGGCGCAGGUCUGCUUCGAGCUGGAGGCCGUGGAGCAGGGGCGUGGAGCUGGGGACCUUAGAAAGCUGGGCUUCGCCCGCGUUGGUCGGCAGGCCAAGGAGAAGGCGUUCUUCGUGGUUUUCAGCCGCACGAAAAAGCGCGGCCUGUUCUACAACGAAAUCAAGGCGCGCUCGGGCCAUGACAACAAGACGGUCUACGAGUACUUGUUCACCCAGCGGCGCAUGCGCAGGGCCCCACUGCCCCGGGGCAAGAAGCCUGUCAAGAGCCCCAAGCCGCGCUGCAACCGGAGGCAGCUACACGUCAACUUCAAGGAGAUGGGCUGGGACGACUGGAUCAUUGCCCCACUGGAGUAUGAGGCCUACCACUGCGACGGUGUGUGCGACUUCCCCAUCCGCUCGCACCUGGAGCCCACUAACCACGCCAUCAUCCAGACCCUCAUGAACUCCAUGGACCCCAGGUCCACACCCCCAACCUGCUGUGUGCCCACUAGGUUGAGCCCCAUCAGCAUCCUCUACAUAGACUCAGCCAACAAUGUUGUGUACAAACAGUAUGAGGACAUGGUGGUGGAGUCCUGUGGAUGCAGGUAGCGAGCCAUACAUACAGUCACAACUGACUGGUGAAUGACUGUUGUCCUUCUCUCUCCUUGCCCACAGUAGAAGAAAAAAAGACAUGAGUUUGACAUGAGACAUUUUAAACUUCAAAUCCACUUAUGCUUUUUUUUAGGGCACUGGACUUCUCUUGUCUCUCUUAUCGUUUCCUCACUUACCCGAUGAGGCGGGGAGGCGAGCCCCCAGGCGGCCUCUCACUUCUGGUGUCAAGCGGCGCGGGCACGAGCCGCUCCAGGGACAGUGGCAGGUGGGGAGUUUGACUGUACUGCCCUUGUACUGCCCCAGUCAAACUCCCUGGGCCCGUUUGACACCAGAAGUGAGAGCCCGCUGGGGGCUCGCCUCCCCGCCUCACCGGGAAAGUGAGGAAACGAUAAGAGUAUAACACUCGGUAUAUGUGUAAGCUAAAGAAAGUGACUCUUAUUAUGAUAUACUAUAACAGAUUAUCAUCUGUUAUUAUGGUAAACUGAAAAUCCUGAAUGACUAAAGAAAGUGGCAGUAUUCUGAGUAGCUGUGGACACUUACGUGGAAGAUUUAGGAAGUUUGAAGCCACUGAGUCAGCAGAUCUUGGCCAUGUGUCUGCGCCAUGUUGACAGCUAAUUUGAUAGAAUGCAUAUACUGUAUGUGAAAUGCAUAUGUAAAAAAAAAAGCUGUUGUGUACUUCUCAAAGCAUCAUCUAUAAAUCUAUUUAACUUGGUGUCUGAGUGUACAUGUCACCCACCAUUUGGUCACUGUCGGAGGAAAUCGCCUUUUAUGGAAAAACAUUUCAUGCUCUUACUUCAUAUAAUGGAAAACAUUACAGUGCUUUGGACCAGUGUUCCAUAUCGUCACCAGAGGUUAGCCGCACACCUGUUUUCCUCACUUUUUAAAGCACUUGGACCAUGGGAAGUGUACAUCUGUAUGUCGUAGUCCAAAUCACUGUCACCUAGGUAACAAUGGCUGUGGAUCAAGUUCUCUCUUGUCUCCAUUACUCAUCAUGUGCUUCUCUUUCAAUCAAACACAUUCUGUUAUAAAAUGUAGCUUCGGUUUUGCCAACUGAGUAAUGUCAGUUGAUGUCAGUUGAGUAACAAAUAUACUGUGUGUUAAGAUUGCAGAAGUUAUCUCUGACAUUUGUCAUCACCCCAGGUUUUCUCUGGCAGAGUAUUAUUUUUAUCACAGGAAAAGGCCAGUGAGUGGACCAUGGGACAUUUGUGUAGCUCCAAAUUAGCUUCCUUUAUGUUUCACUGGCUUUCAACUGUGCACUGAAUGAAUGAAUGAAUGAAUGAAUGAAUGAAUGAAUGCCCAUGGCAAUAUCAUCUCAGUCACAUCUUGUGUUGAAGACAAAGACAAGAGGAACAAAGAAGUGAACUGUGCUGAUAUAUCAAUUUACAGGAAAGAUGUUGCAUCACAACACACUCUGUUUGAAAUACUUGAUCAUUGGCUGUGGAGAAUAGGCUUUGUGUGUAACUCCUCAGAUGUUCUGUUGGGAUCCAGUUAUAACUAGUACUGUAUGCGGAAGCAGAUUUGACCAAGGUCUCAAGAUGGUGUGUCUUGUUUAAUGUUUCCAAUGAAAUCAUUAUGAUAGUUAUGAUUUAGACCAAUACUGACUGUCAGAAUAAGGCUUAUGUUCAGGAAUCUUUUUUUACUAUCCAGCACCAUUCUCUCAAUUUUGAAAAGACAUUUGCUGCUAUUAAUUUGUUUCUCCUGUGUCCAAGAGACAAGGGCAUGUGUCAGACUCCUCCACAUACAGUCAAGAUUCACAGAGUUAUGGUAUAUCCAUGUUUCCUAAAUAAAAAGACAUAUCAACAAGUGAUUUCACUCAACAGUGGUUCUUCUGAACUUGUCCAAGUGAGUGGAUUUAUGUACAUACAUUCCCAUAGAGUCCGUCCUAAUGCGAUUAUGUUCUAUGGAAUAUGUGGAAUUCUUCUUUCAUGAAAGCUGAAGUGUCUGCGCUACCAAACGCACAAAUUGUUUAAAGUAUUUUGUUUCAUUUGUCACUGUAAGUGGCCCUGUAUUGUGGCAAGGUGUCAAACUGCAUUAAAUUGUACAGGAUCAGAUGACAUCAAAAAGUGGUGUUGUGUUUCUACACAUAAUUGGGAACACGUGCUCAGUCAUAUUCCAGGGCCAUUUUUUUUUUUGCAGAGUAACCUAAUUGAACACAACUUUAAUUGCGAACCUAUCCUGCUUUUCCACUCUGGUAUUUCAGGAAGCUGGGCAACAGUGUGUCUGUGCUAACAGGCUUCUUAGAGGACACCUAGUAACCCCAGUUCCCGGGACACUUACUUUUAUAGACUUUCUGUGGCUUUGUCCAGAAUGAGUGUUCCGUGUCCCAGAGGUCUCUCCUCCACAGCUUUGCAUUUUUGCUGGUUUAUUAUCAGAUCUGGCGCGGCUUCCCUGACCAGUGUUUAGCAUUUUGUAAAUGCAGUCUUAUAUUUCCUUGACAGAUGUUGGAGGAAUUUCACUGUGUUGCAGGCCAAUAUUUGAAAAAAGGUGGGCAAGUGAGUAAAACAGAGCGAGCAGGAGAGAGAGGCAGAGAGAAAAUGGGAGAGGCCGAGAGAGAGCGAGAGAGAGAGAAAGACAGAGAGAGAGAGGGAGAGAAAGACAGAGAGAGAGAGAGAGAGUGAGAGAGAGAGGGGAUUACGCAGGGAAAGAAACUCAGCAAAGGGUUUUAUCUGGCAAAGAGCAUGACACUCGCAUACUCAGUUGUAUUUCAGUUAUUCCGUGCCAGGAUCUUAAGGGGCACUCUGAACACAUGUAAAAGUUUUGAGACACACUUUACUCUCU